UGAGACCCAGGGAUUUUUGUUGUUUUUUCUAAUUAACUCCUAAGUGACUAAUACUAGGCCAUUAACUACAACUCAGUUGAGUCCUGAGCGUAAACUGAUGUAUACUUAAACAAAUUCCUGAGUGCCUAGUAUUAGUCACUUAACUUCAAAAUUCUCUCCAUGGCUUGCUGGUUAUCAGACUGCCCCAUAGGGGGUAGCACUGUACAGGUUAGAAUGUUCCUUGUUGAUGUAGUUCCUCAACUCACCGCUAGGGUGCGUCAGUGUGACACAGCAUUGAAACAAACAAGAUGGCAACACCACCCAGAAAAUCAUCCUCUACAAAUCAACGAUUGACACCAAGAAAAAUCAAUGCUUGUCUGUUUGGGACUGAUGAUUCUGAGAUCGAGGAUUUCAAUGAUGAAGAAAAUGAAGAUAAUGUCCUCAGUGCCAGCACAAGAGAGCAAUCUUUAUUUCAAGCGAAUUGGAGUGACAAUACUGACAGCGACCCUGACUAUCAUCCCUCAACUAGUGACAGCGAUAACGAACCCACAACAUCAACAGCAGUAAAGAAAAAUCAACUAGCCAAAAGGAAGAAAAAUACUAAACUGCAACCACCAAUCAAGAGAACAAAGAACAUACCUACUGCCGAACCAUGGAGAAAAGGCAUUUUUUCUCCUGAUCCUGUGACUCUUCACGAACCUUCGUAUAUACCACUGGACUGUACGAAUUGGAGUAAUGAGAAGUUUGUUAAACUAUAUUAUGAUGAUGAUAUUCUUUUACAAUUUGUGGAGAAAAGCAACCAGACUUAUGUACUUAAGACAGCCCUAGGAAAUGCAUGGCUUCAGAUGAGGGAGAUUAAGAAAUCGUCAGGAGUAUCUCCCAAGGACAUUGUUCAAUUCAGGCAUUUCAAGUUGGAAUUAGGUAAAUCCAUGAUUGAGAAGAAUAGUGUUCGUCUGGAUGUUGAUGAAAAUGGGGAUGAAGAUCAAGGACACCAAGAAGAAGGAUUUUUGGAUCGUAGGAAGAGUGCGGGCCCAUGUUUAGAGAAAAGACUGCAAGGCGCCACCCACUUACCGGAGGUGACAAAGAAAAUCCAAAAGAG
Homalodisca vitripennis (glassy-winged sharpshooter) is the source of this 1078-nucleotide messenger RNA. RefSeq lists its product as uncharacterized. The annotation marks the transcript as partial. The transcript is spliced from 4 exons. The record is from RefSeq and is a predicted model, not a curated record. Lineage: Eukaryota; Metazoa; Arthropoda; Insecta; Hemiptera; Cicadellidae.